UAAGGCAGGAGGCACCAUGAGUAGUGGCCCUGUUGGAGGCAGGCCUGGGGGCCGAGGGGGACCAGCCGUUCAGCAGAACAUCCCUUCCAACCUCCUCCAGGACCAUGAGAACCAGAGACUCUUUGAGCUUCUUGGCCGAAAAUGCUGGACAUUGGCUACCACAGUUGUUCAGCUCUACCUGGCACUGCCCCCUGGAGCUGAGCACUGGACCAUGGAACACUGUGGGGCUGUGUGCUUCGUGAAGGAUAACCCUCAGAAGUCCUACUUCAUCCGCCUUUAUGGCCUACAGGCUGGUCGACUACUCUGGGAACAGGAGCUGUACUCUCAGCUGGUUUACCUCACUCCCACCCCGUUCUUCCACACCUUUGCUGGAGAUGAAUGUCAAGUAGGACUGAACUUUGCGGACGAGAGUGAAGCCCAGGCCUUCCGGGCCUUAGUGCAGGAGAAGAUACAAAAAAGAAAUCAGAGGCAAAGCGGAGAAAGACGCCAGCUACCACCACCACCAGCACCAACCAAUGAGGAGAGAAGAGGAGGGCUCCCACCUGUGCCCCCACACCCGGGUGGAGAUCAUGGGGGACCAUCAGGCAGUCCACUAUCCCUAGGACUUGUGACAGUCGACAUUCAGAACCCUGACAUCACAAGUUCACGAUACCGUGGGCUCCCUGCACCUGGCCCUGGCCCAACUGAUAAGAAACGCUCAGGGAAAAAGAAGAUAAGCAAAGCUGAUAUCGGAGCACCAAGUGGAUUCAAACAUGUCAGCCACGUGGGCUGGGAUCCCCAGAAUGGAUUUGAUGUGAACAACCUAGACCCGGAUCUGCGGAGCUUGUUCUCCAGGGCAGGAAUCAGCGAGGCCCAGCUCACUGACGCAGAGACCUCCAAGCUCAUCUACGAUUUUAUUGAGGACCAGGGUGGUCUAGAGGCUGUCCGGCAGGAGAUGAGACGCCAGGAGCCACUCCCACCACCUCCACCACCAUGCCGAGGAGGAGGAGGAGGAGGAGGAGGAGGAGGAGGCCAGCCUCUGAGACCUCCUGUUGUGGGGAGUAAUAAGGGUCGCUGUGGUCCACUGCCCCCUGUACCUAUGGGGGGUGCCCCACCUCCACCAACACCACGAGGGCCCCCACCACCCGGCCGAGGGGGUCCUCCACCACCACCCCCUCCAGCCACUGGAAGAUCUGGACUACCACCUCCUCCACUCCCUGGAGCUGGGGGACCACCAGCACCGCCACCACCACCACCACCACCACCACCACCUCCACCCUGCCCUGGGAGUGGGCCUGCCCCUCCCCCGCUCCCUUCUACUCCAGUGUCUGGGGGGAGCCCAGCACCUGGUGGGGGCCGGGGUGCACUUUUGGAUCAAAUCCGACAGGGAAUUCAGCUGAACAAGACCCCUGGAGCUCUAGAGAACUCAGUACAGCAACCACCCGUGCAGUCAGAAGGCCUAGUGGGUGCCCUGAUGCAUGUCAUGCAGAAGAGGAGUAGAGUCAUCCAUUCCUCAGAUGAAGGGGAGGAUCAGACCGGUGAGGACGAAGAGGAUGAUGAAUGGGAUGACUAAAAUAAUCCUCCUUCUGGCAAGCCAGUUCCUCUCCACACUCACUCUGCCAUCUAGAUUCUGCUCUACUGUCAGCUUGCCAAUUCACCUGUGGGGGAGCCUCAUACCCAGUCUAAACCCCACAUCACAUCACCUUUCACCUCUCAUCACUCAGGGAUGAAACAGGAUAAAAUUGAGUCUUUCAUUCUCAUUCUAAAAUUGAGUGUGUGUUCAUUCUCAUCCUAAAUGAGUGGUUUGGGCUUCUUUUCCUCACAGUCCCUUUUGGCCUUGAUCUUGCUUUGUGUGUUGUUUACUGAGCCUUUCACAAGUAUGUUCAUUUAUUCCAUUAAGAUUUCAGCCACAUCGCCUGUAUUUCUUUAUUUUUCCCUUCCCCCCCCCCCCGCCUCAUCCCCGUUUUAAAGAAA
Mus pahari (shrew mouse) is the source of this 1953-nucleotide messenger RNA. It is a transcript of the gene Was, whose product is annotated as WASP actin nucleation promoting factor. The transcript is spliced from 12 exons. Gene Ontology annotation, biological process: actin filament organization. Gene Ontology annotation, molecular function: microtubule binding; actin binding. Gene Ontology annotation, cellular component: cytoplasm. NCBI's taxonomy places the organism in Eukaryota, Metazoa, Chordata, Mammalia, Rodentia, Muridae. The record is from RefSeq and is a predicted model, not a curated record. The coding region runs from base 17 to 1552 and encodes 511 amino acids.